GUGUCAGCCGCUCCUUCCAGCUUGGUGUCAUCAGCAAACUUGCUGACAGUGCACUCUAUUCCCUCAUCCAGUUCGUUGAUGAAUAUAUUGAAUAGUACUGGAAGUCGACAUUAAAAGUUACUUUCAACACCUCAACCGCAAUUUCUACCUGCGCGCUGCGGGAGCAGCCACGCCCCUUCCCCAGCACCCACUGCGCAGGCGCAAGUGCAGGCCCUGAGCACCGGGGAGGGAGCGGGGUUAACGGCUUCCCCGGCGCCUGCGCACUGGACGGCUGCGCGCCCCAGCGGGAGCGGAGAGAGCCCUGGAGGUGACAGCGGCGGAGAGCGGCAACGGCUGCAUAUCUAAGAAAAGAUGGCAGAUCCUUGGCAAGAAUGUAUGGAUUAUGCAGUUGAUUUAGCAAGGAAAGCCGGGGAGAUAGUCCGUGGAGCACUCAAAGAAAAAGUAUCUGUUAUGACUAAAAGUUCACCAGUAGAUCUGGUGACAGAAACUGAUCAAAAAGUAGAAAACUUUCUCAUUUCUUUGAUAAAAGAAAAAUAUCCUUCUCACAGCUUCAUCGGAGAAGAAUCUGUUGCAGCUGGAGAGGGCAGCAUUUUGACAGAUAACCCCACAUGGAUUAUAGACCCUAUUGAUGGAACUACGAACUUCGUACACAGGUUUCCAUUUGUGGCAGUUUCAAUUGGCUUUGUUGUAAACAAAAAGAUAGAGUUUGGAAUUGUGUAUAGUUGUAUAGAAGACAAGAUGUAUACAGCCAGAAAAGGAAAAGGUGCAUUUUGCAAUGGUCAAAAACUUCAAGUAUCAGGCCAAGAAGAUAUUACAAAAUCCCUUUUAGUAACAGAACUGGGAUCAAAUCGUGAUCCAGAGACUAUAAAGAUAAUUCUUUCUAACAUGGAAAGACUUCUCAGUAUUCCUAUUCAUGGGAUUAGAGCCGUGGGUACUGCAGCUGUGAACAUGUGCCUUGUGGCAACGGGUGGAGCUGAUGCCUAUUAUGAAAUGGGGAUUCACUGCUGGGAUAUGGCAGGGGCCGGAAUCAUUAUUACUGAAGCAGGGGGAGUGCUGCUAGAUGUAUCAGGUGGACCGUUUGAUUUGAUGUCUCGAAGAAUAAUUGCAGCAAGUAGUCGAGCUAUAGCAGAGAGAAUAGCCAAAGCACUUCAAAUAAUUCCUCUGAAAAGGGAUGAUGCAACCAACUGAAUACCAAAACUACACCUUAAAUGUAAUUAUAUAACGUUGUCUUGUAGUGCUAUGUGUUGGUUGUUCUAAUGCUGCAAACCUGAUAAAAAGAUAGAUAAAUACAUGGUAGUCUUUCAGUGCUGGUGCUAAGUGCUUUUCCUGUUAAAUAUUUUAUUUAACAUCACAAUUACAUAAAGAUCUAUUAAAAGAAGCAAAUAUGUACAACUAAUAUUUUCAAGUUUUAUACUACACUGGAAGGCAUAGCAAGAGACUGUCUAUGUAUAAAUUAAUAAAAAUCUCUAGUUCCCUAAGUGAGGAAACAAAAUUCACUGUCUAAACACCACAGCAUUGUGUCUGAUCCUCAACCUGAAAGAUGAAGGCAUUACUGUUUAUCCAGUCUUUGUGUAUGUCAUCUGUUGUUUUCUGCAGUGGAAUCAGUCAUUCUUUCUUUGUAGAGGUAGUUUGCAGGUUUCCAAUCUUUUUUUAGUUCCUUGUAGUUUUUGCUCUAAUUUAAAGCCUUUAUUACUGAACUGUCACUGUUUUUGUAGUCUACCUUUCUUAUGGUAGUUAAACACAGUCUCUCCUUUAGCCUCUAAUGUGGCCAGUACGCUUGCAAAUUCAUUAGAGUUGGAAAAAUAGUUGUUCUUGUGCCAGAAAAUAUGUGCCUCUCCCAGAAGAAAUUUCUGAGCACACCUUCUCUCACCAAAUGGACUUACUCUAAAUUAAGAUGAAGUAUGAUUCGUGUUUGGCCAUUACAAUCAGCUGAUACUAAGGUUAUAGAGUGUACAGACACUAAAGAAGAUACAUAUCUAAACCUAAAGGGUUUAUAAAUCUAAGAAAUAUUAGUAAUUUCAUACUUGGUGUCAAUUGUUCUAAACUUCAAAAACUACAUUGGUUCUUUGAUUUUUUUUCUAUUUAAGCUUGUUAAAAGUAUCACUUUCCUGUUCAAAUAAUUAAUGCACUUAAAGAAAAAAAACCAACCAGUUUUUAGACUGAUUUUUCUGUGCAUAAAGUUUCCUAAAGGAAGUUGUCUCAUUAGAGGUCCAGUCAAGACACAGCAAUGCUUUGGAAAACCUGAGUCCUACUAUUUUUUUUUUUGGAAGAUGGUGUUUUCUGUCUUCAAGAUUCAACAGAUCUCUUAUUAUAAAUUUCGGGCAUUUAUAUCAGUUGAUUUUUGCAGAUUUUGCAGAAAUAUGUGACUUGAAGUUGUAUCUAGUGCCAGAUGAUAAACGUUAGUGAGAUCAGCCUGCUAUUUAAAGGUCUUGUCUAAAAGCCAGACUUACAUUAAUUUUACUUUUUAAAUUCCUACUGACAAGGAUAUAAACUCUUUUGAGCAUUUCACUGUAACUUUAUUGCUGUAAAUGACGUGGGAUCAAUGUCUUGAGAAGUAUGUCUACUGUACCAUUUCUGUGGCUUUUGUAUAACUAAUUCUGCAUAACUUUUAAAAUUGAUUUAUUUGUGAAACGGAGAGAUGUCUAAAAUCUUUGAGAUGGGAGAACACAUUCAAAAUAAAUCUGCUUUAGCAGCAA
Molecule: messenger RNA, 2696 nt
Organism: Columba livia (rock pigeon)
Lineage: Eukaryota; Metazoa; Chordata; Aves; Columbiformes; Columbidae
Gene: IMPA1
Product: inositol monophosphatase 1
Exons: 9
Coding region: 352-1188 (278 amino acids)
Biological process (GO): inositol metabolic process; phosphatidylinositol phosphate biosynthetic process; signal transduction
Molecular function (GO): inositol monophosphate 1-phosphatase activity
Source: RefSeq, a predicted model, not a curated record